Messenger RNA from Prunus armeniaca (apricot), 537 nucleotides. Lineage: Eukaryota; Viridiplantae; Streptophyta; Magnoliopsida; Rosales; Rosaceae. The record is from the annotation of a GenBank genome assembly.
AUGGCAUCCUAUCUCAGUGGACUCCACCUAGAACUCCACAGCUUAAUGAUGUCUUCGAAAAUAUGGGUUUGUCCGGCUUAUGUCAAGAAGCAAGAUAUUGACAAGCUAGACACUAUAUCAAAAAUUUGUAGAUUCAUUGGAUAUCCAAAUGAAACUUUAGGAUACUACUUCUACCAUCCAAAUGAACAAAAGGUGUUUGUUCCAAGAUCUGCAAGAUUUCUUGAGAUUAAUUUUGCAUUGGAUGGCACCUGUGUGCAAAAGGUUGAGCUCAAGGAAGAGUCUAGAAAGCCUCAUGAAGCUGAAAUAGAGUCUGAUCCAGUUGACAAUCUGGUCCCCUUACCCACACUCACCCAACCUCCACGUAGGUCUGAAAGGAUCAGUAAAGUACCUAAUAGAUAUCUAGGCUCACACCAUGUUCUUCUCAUGGGAGAUGACAUGGAAUAUCCUGAAACCUACAUGAAGGUAAUGUUGGACAUUGACUCAAAGAAAUGGCAGGAAGCCAUAAAAACUGAGAUGAAUUCUAUGUAUGCCAACUAA